This is a messenger RNA of Thermothielavioides terrestris NRRL 8126, 2466 nucleotides long. RefSeq lists its product as uncharacterized. The record is from RefSeq and is a predicted model, not a curated record. The transcript is spliced from 2 exons. Gene Ontology annotation, molecular function: oxidoreductase activity, acting on paired donors, with incorporation or reduction of molecular oxygen; heme binding; iron ion binding. NCBI's taxonomy places the organism in Eukaryota, Fungi, Ascomycota, Sordariomycetes, Sordariales, Chaetomiaceae. Bases 672 to 2204 code for a protein of 510 amino acids.
ACACACGGCACAUGGCGCAUAACCCUGCGAGUGGGCGAGCAUGCGACUUGGCAGAUGGGACCGCCCAAUGGCCCUUUGCGGGAUACAAAACAAGAUUGCUGCAGCUGAGCCUGGACUCACAGGGGACAAUGACGAGUGCCUCGGCCGCUCGCUCAUCUCCUCCGCCCCCCGGAUUUCCGUGUCGGUAAGGUCCACACAAAGCGCUCGGAGUCGCGAGAAGCUCGUACCUUGCACAAAUCAGCUGCGAGCCUGUUUCUGUGUAGUGUAACUACCUCAGCUCGCACACCGCCCAAUGCCGGUCCAGAGUGCCGGGGUAACUUAGGUUCCACAUCCCCGCAAACUUGGGUCCCGUUCGUGCAGAAUCCGGGGCCUCCGCGCAUCAGAGAGGGCCCAUUCCCAAGCCGAAACGGCUGCCGACAACGCGGCCGAUCAAUCACGGGGUAUCCCAAGCUUACAUUGGCGGAGACGGCGGGGAGGAGGAGACGAUCCGCUCGACCUUGGAACGGGCGGCCACUACACGAGUAAGCCGAGUGGAAAACGACUUCUGAGCCGAGGGGGGAGGGAAACGAACAUCUAAUGCCCGUCGAUAUAAACCCCGUUUUCGAUUGUUGAGCGACCCCUGAACCGAGCGUGUCCGGGUAGUUGUACGUAGUGUUUGCGACGGCGUGAUCAUGGCGGUCAUCAACCUCAUCCUCUCGCCGUGGGCGCCAGCCGCGCUGCUCGUCGCGGCCGUGGUCUACUACGUGUAUCCGUACCUGGUGACCUACCGGCACCUGCGACACAUCCCGGCGCCGUUCCCGGCGCAGUUCACCAACUGGUGGCUGCUGCUGGUGUGCCGCCGCGGCGAUCGCUACGCCACGGUCGACAAGGUGCACAAGAAGCUGGGUCCGGUCGUGCGCAUCCAGCCCAACCACGUCAGCAUCCUCGACGACGAGGCAAUCCAGGCCAUCUACGGGCACGGUAACGGCUUCCUGAAAUCGGACUUCUACGACGCGUUCGUAAGCAUCCAGCGCGGCCUGUUCAACACGCGGGACCGCGCCGAGCACACGCGCAAGCGCAAGAUCGUGUCGCACACCUUCUCGGUCAAGUCGGUCGCCCAGUUCGAGCCCUACAUCCACAGCAACCUCGAGCUGUUCGUGCGCCAGCUGGACGACCUGAUCGCGCGGUCGACGAGCCCCGACGGGGCGGCGCACCUCGACUGCCUGCACUGGUUCAACUACCUCGCCUUCGACGUGAUCGGCGACCUGGCCUUCGGCGCGCCCUUCGGCAUGCUCUCGUCGGGCGCCGACAUGGCCGAGGUGCGCGCCUCGCCGGACAGCCCGCCCAUCUACGCGCCCGCGAUCGAGAUCCUCAACCGCCGCGGCGAGGUCUCGGCCACGCUCGGCAUCCUCCCGCAGCUCAAGCCCUACGCCAAGUACCUGCCGGACCCCUUCUUCUCCAAGGGGCUCAGCGCGGUGGAGAAGCUGGCGGGCAUCGCGAUCGCGCGCGUCAAGGCGCGGCUCGAGAACCCGCCGCCGGCGUCGCGCAAGGACCUGCUGCAGCGGCUGAUCGACGGGCGCGACGAGAAAGGCCAGCCGCUCGGUCGGGAGGAGCUGACGGCGGAGGCGCUGACGCAGCUGAUCGCGGGCAGCGACACGACGUCCAACUCGUCGUGCGCGCUGCUGUUCCACGCGGCGCGCACGCCGGGCGUGCUGGCGCGGCUGCGCGCCGAGCUGGACGCCGCCGUGCCGGCCGACCUGGUCGUGCCCACCUUCGACCUCGUGCGCGACCUGCCCUACCUGUCCGCCGUCGUCAACGAGACGCUGCGCUUCCACUCGACCUCGGGCAUCGGCCUGCCCCGCGAGGUGCCCCGCGACGGCCAGGGCGUCCACAUCGCGGGCCACUACUUCCCGCCGGGCACGGUGCUGAGCGUGCCGACGUAUUCGAUCCACCACUCCAAGGAGAUCUGGGGCCCCGACGCGGACGAGUUCCGGCCGGAGCGGUGGGAUAACCUGACGGCGAGGCAGAAGAAUGCCUUCAUCCCCUUCAGCUACGGGCCCCGGGCGUGCGUGGGCAGGAACGUGGCCGAGAUGGAGAUGAAGCUGAUCGUGGCCACGUGGGCGAGGCGGUACGACGUGUCCCUGCAGCAGGAUCAUAUGGAUACGAGGGAGGGGUUCUUGCGGAAGCCGCUGGGGCUGAAGAUUGCGCUGAAGCGGAGGCAGUGAGAAGGAGGGCGGUUUCGUGCGGAGGAGGCAUGGACGCUAUCCAGGUGUCUGUCCCGAACCCGAAAUCGGCACCGGUUGUCCAGUACGUGUUGUAAAGCUGUAAAAUGCGGUGUCUGCUUGGCGGUUACCAUGAGUACAUCCAUCCUUUGGGCAAAUCAAUUUGAAGUGUACUGGCUCGGAUUAGCGUGCCUUGCUAAACAUUUGUGCAAAUCAUAGUACGCCCUGGUCUCAGGGGCUGGCGAGUGCGGUGAACCCAAGUAGC